UGACGCUUGGUCGUCCCUUCCUUUUUUCUCUUCCCCUCAGAAUUUCCUGAACUUGCAAUUGACGACGCAACCUGCCGAAUUUGAGCUAGCUGAACUGGCCCCAAUUAAAUGGCGCGAAUAGUCAAAGUCGCGAUCAUUGGCAGCGGUCUGGCCGGUCUAACCGCCGCCCAUCUUCUCGCGCGUCCCGCGGAGAAUGAGGGGGAUGUACGCUUCGAGGUGCAUAUCAUCGAGAAGGCAAACGCGCUAGGGAUGGACGCGUCCUCCGUGUCCGUACGCGUUCCAGGCACCAAGGAGGAGAAAGACAUACGCGUCAAUGUACCGAUGCGAUCCUUCCAGGGAGGUCAUUACCCCCAGCUGAUCGCAAUGUACAAGAAGCUGGGCAUUCGCGUCCGCGUCGCGAACUUCACCUACUCCUUCUCUCGCCUACUCAAUCUCGGGUCGAAGCAUGGGCUCCCCGAGAUGUCCACCUACCUGCUCUACAACGGGGCGUCAGGUCGGAAGGGUGUUAACCUCCCGUCCGAGAAAUACCCCAUGUCCUCUAAGGGAGCCUUCAAGUGCGCCGAGAGUACAGAAACGCACCUGGGGAACAUGUUCCGAGCAUACAUGCGACACUACGUUUACACCUUCCACUUACUUCUAUGCUACCUCUGGCUUGUCGUCCAGGCAGUGCCCUGGCUCCGGAUCCAGGGGGUCGAAGACAUGGUUUUCGAGGACUGGGCUUUUCAUGUACGCCCACGCCACUGGAUUACUAGGAUUAUCGGUCUUGAAGACUUUUGGCUGCAAUAUGUGUUCCUCACCCUCGUGCCCUUAUUUUCUGCCGUAUGCACGGCCCCGGAAAGGAGAAUACUAAGCCAUCCUGUGGAAGACCUACUUGAUUACAUCUGGCUGACACUAGGCACGGAUCACUUCGUCCACGUCGAUGGCGUCCGCGAGGUCGUGUCCAAAUUGUCUGAAGGCCUGGAGAAUGUGCAUUUAUCAGCGACAACGACCGCCAUACAGCCUGAUCCUACACAUCCCGACCUAGCCUCCAUUGUGUACACCACGCCCACCGGACAAGAAUGUAUCACUGGCGUUCACCACAUCAUAUUCGCGACACAAGCGUCUCAGGCGGUGCCUCUCCUACAAUCCUACGCAGACUCCGUGCCCCAAUCCUCUGCGAAGCGCCAAGCCGUCACCGCCCAGAUCGCCUGCCUCCAAACGUUCACCUACGAGCGCAACAUCGUCAUCAACCACACCGACGACAAUCUGCAGCCCCCCGCUCCCGCCGACCGCCGCGACCUCAACCUCAUCGUGCCCGGCUCCGCAUUCCCCACCCACGAGACAUGGGAACGGCUGGCCAGCCAGAGGAACCCGCCCCUCAUCGUUGAACCGUACUUCGCGAUGGCCACGCAGGUUCUCCCGCUGCCUGCGGAUUACCCGCCGGACGCACCGCGGAUAUACCAGACGACGAACCCACUGUUCCCGCCUCGCGAGGACAGCAUCAUCAGCGUAGCACGGCUGGAGCGCUCGGUGCUCACGCGGAAGGCAAAGGCCGCGCUACGGGGACUGCACAACUCGGACGGUAGACGAUGGUGGCAAGGGCAGGGGAAGCUGGGGCCGCUCCAGGGUGGCGGGCGGAGGGAAGGAGGGGUAGAAGGGCCCGGCAUCUGGCUCUGCGGCUCGUACGCGUACCCAGGGAUCCCACUCCUCGAGGGCUGCGUCGCGAGCGCGCGCAACGUCGUCGAGCAGGGUGUGUACGCGGCCGAGGGCGUCUCGCCGGGCGCCGCGCCCUGGUAAGCGCGGGAACAUGCUACGACGUGGAGCGCGGGAAAACGCCAGGAUUUGGCCACGGAGCGGGGGAAAGUGCUACGAGCGGGGGAAACACGACACGAGGGGCGCCUUCUCAGUCCUGCGGCGGAGCGUGUGAAGUGGUGAAGGGACGGGGAGACGAACCAGAGUGGCCCGUCACAUCGAUCGCCGGCGCACCUGUGGCAAUUCCCGGUUCCCCGUCGCACGAGCGGCCACUCUCGCCCUGCAACGAGGCCUGAUGGGAACCAGUCAAAGCCAGUCGCGAGCUCCGUCGCACCUCAUGUUGGAGAACGAGCAGCCCCGUGUCCCACUACAUCGUCACUACAUCACAUCGAAUUGAAAGAAGGGCCGCCUGCUCUCGGCGGCCUGGAAUAAAUGUG
Molecule: messenger RNA, 2168 nt
Organism: Schizophyllum commune H4-8
Lineage: Eukaryota; Fungi; Basidiomycota; Agaricomycetes; Agaricales; Schizophyllaceae
Exons: 4
Coding region: 109-1776 (555 amino acids)
Molecular function (GO): oxidoreductase activity
Source: RefSeq, a predicted model, not a curated record